GACCAGAGACUGUGGACACAGUACAGGAGAUGACCAGAGACUGCGGACACAGUACAGGGGAUGACCAGAGAGACUGCGAACACAGUACAGGAGAUGACCAGAGACUGCGGACAUAGUACAGGAGAUGACCAGAGACUGCAGACAUAGUACAGGAGAUGACCAGAGACUGCGGACAUAGUACAGGAGAUGACCAGAGACUGCAGACAGUACAGGAGAUGACCAGAGACUGCAGACACAGUACAGGAGAUGACCAGAGACUGCAGACAUAGUACAGGAGAUGACCAGAGACUGCAGACAUAGUACAGGAGAUGACCAGAGACUGCGGACAUAGUACAGGAGAUGACCAGAGACUGCAGACCUUUGGGGAGGGAGGGGGAGCGGGUACCUGAAUUUGCCCUUCCCUCUUCUUCCUGCGCCGGCUUCUGUGACAGCCGGGUGCCCACUGCGCAUGCGCGAGAAGCGCUGCACUUUGUAAAUGGCCCGGCGCCGUCUGGGACCUGUGUUGUGUCCCAGAAGACACCGCACCAUUCACAAAGAGUAGCGCAUGCGCAGUGGGCACCCGGCUGUCACAGAAGCCAGCGCGGGAAGACUGUGCAGCGCUGGAGCGAGGAACAGGGUAAGGCCCUGCAGGAGAGAAUAGCUGAGCGGCCGGCCCGGUAUUCUGACAUGGUGGCGGCAGAAAUACCGGACCGGCUGCUUUAUAUUCGCUCCAUAAGACGCACUGACAUUUUCCCCCCCUUUUUU
Staurois parvus is the source of this 744-nucleotide messenger RNA. NCBI's taxonomy places the organism in Eukaryota, Metazoa, Chordata, Amphibia, Anura, Ranidae. The record is from the annotation of a GenBank genome assembly.